This is a messenger RNA of Diachasmimorpha longicaudata, 2394 nucleotides long. RefSeq lists its product as uncharacterized. The transcript is spliced from 5 exons. The coding region runs from base 912 to 2135 and encodes 407 amino acids. Gene Ontology annotation, molecular function: olfactory receptor activity; odorant binding. Gene Ontology annotation, biological process: sensory perception of smell; detection of chemical stimulus involved in sensory perception of smell. The record is from RefSeq and is a predicted model, not a curated record. NCBI's taxonomy places the organism in Eukaryota, Metazoa, Arthropoda, Insecta, Hymenoptera, Braconidae. Gene Ontology annotation, cellular component: plasma membrane.
UUAUGAAAAAUUUCACCGAAUAUCGAUCAGUCAUGUCACAUUCCCCGAUCGCGUUCUAAUGUGGGUCAACCCCACAUUAAAAAUGAUCUAUCGAAAAAUAGAAAUUUAGACGGUUUGGGAUGAGACGAUCCCUCCAUCCCCCUCACAAUUAUAUUAAUUACUUUGCCAACUGAUUAAUACAGGGAUUAAUUUUUUUUUAUUAAAAAAAUUACAGAGAAAUCGAAGGUCAAGGGACAUAUUAAUUAGCUUAUUUUGUCUCCAGACCAAAUACGAAAAAGACGAUGGGACGAUCUAAAUUAUUCAGUAAGCUCCAGCAAAGAGCAAAUUGCCACUCCGUAAAAUGAAUAAUUGUAACUCACUGAAGAAUUUAGAUGACCCAUUACCAAGCAAUUGAUCUCACUUGUCGAAGAGCUGAGUUCAACCAAGUAUUGACAUUUUGACCUGAUCAUGUGUGCCGAGUAAACCGCAACCCUGCUCUCCAGCAACACCACACACAAGACUACCCCAAUAUAAGGACCCCCAUAAGUAAAUAAUUACCCACAUUCAAGGUUUAUUUGCGCGCAUGUAAAACCGGCAAUUUUCGAUAAUUUGCCGACAGUCAAUGAUAAUGAGGGAACAGAGAAUUCUGGGGAACAUGACUCAUCGCGAAACAUGAUCAAUAGGCCAGUGGAAUCAUCGCGAAAAGGACCUUCAGUUGCGAGGAGUGAUUCCCUGGUAAUUGUCCUUCCAAAGAAUAUCCGUAGGAAUUUUUUUAUCCGCCAAAAUUCUUCGGUAAAAAUCCUUGGAAACAUUUAUCAACAUACCAUAAACAGCAGAGGGACAUUGAACGAAGGAGCAUUCACUGACAGGUCCUGACCAUUCGUAUUGCACCGAAGGAUUCGUCUAAUCAAACUUGGAAUUUAAUCUUAACGAUGGAAAAUCGUCGGUCGGCAGCCAACGUUGGGAGAAAGGACUUUGAUUGGGAAGUGGGGAUAACAAAACCAGCCCUGAAAUUGAUAGGUCUAUGGCCGGGUGGACCACAUCAAACAAUUCUCUACCUUCUGAACCAGUUCAUGCAAAAUUACCUGUUUGGUGUUUUUCUAGCGAGCAUAGUAAUGGAGCCAUCGGUUGUUAGAAAAAUAGAUAAGCUUUUUGUAUUGUUUGCUGUUAUUCUGAUUGUUGUGGAUCACAAUAUAUUUCGAGCCCAGUGGCGUAACAUCAAACAGUUGAUUGAAUGCAUCCAACAAAAUUGGAGGGAAUUUAAUGGAUUAUCUGAGGAUAUCAAGGGUAUUAUGGUAUCGUAUGCAGUCAUGCAGAGACGUGUUACGCGAUGCAUAUAUUUUGCAUUCGGUGUAUCCUUAAUUUUUUUCACUCUCAAACCUGUUGUCCUCCACCUCGUUAUCCCCUCAAAAUUUCCCCUCGAACAUCCAAAUGAUCCCCGUCAUCCUUUCAACGCAACCGUAUCACCAGUAUUCGAGAUAACAUACAUUAUCCAAUGUGUGUUGAACUGCUCGGCAGCUGUAAUAUUUUCAUCAAUCGAUUGCUGCAUCAUAUGGCUGAUUUUUCACUACUGCGGCCAACUCGAAAUUGUCGCUAAUUUAAUGAGCCACUACAAAGGAAUUCGUCAUCACAAAUCUGAUUCAGUUGUUGAUGAAGGGAAAGUAUCAAUGGGCUGUAGCUGUUUGCAUUGCAUCGUUAAUUAUCAUUGGCAGAUAUUCAAAAUGAUAUCCCUAUUUGAUGAUGCAUUCCAUGUGGUGAUGGUCGCCAGGAUGAUUAUUUGCACUCUUCACUUUAUCUGCAUUGGCUAUACCAUACGCAAGUUCAGAGAAGAGGGUAGUUUUGCAGUUGUAGCACUGGACGUGCUCUUCCUCCUGACCAUGGACUCGACCUUCUUCGUUUACUGCUGGCUAGGUGACAAAUUGAACGAGAAGAGCGUGAAUAUUGGUUACGCAGCAUUUCAUCAGCACGUAAACGUCGAUCAAGAGAUUAACAAAGACCUGAUUAUGAUUAUUCAUCAAGCCCAGAUGCGACCCUGUAAUAUAACAGCUGCAAAAUUUUUCCGCGUCUCUUUGGAACUCUUCAAAGAGUACGUUUUCAAGUCAAUGUCGUAUUUGUCGGUUCUCGUUGCUCUCGAGUUAACGACAAAUCCUAAAUAGUAGUUCCGGAGACUGAACUUUUUAUGGUUGGCACAAUGGAUGUUGAAGUAGUUCACUGUUAUUCUGUAUUAACUGCCGCUGGAAUAGUUUUUGUGCACCAGAAUACUGGAGCAAACUGCUGUCCUGGUGAUUCUUGUCAUGCGCGCACUGAACCAGUGUAAUACACCAAAUCUAUUUUUUUACAGCUCUAUGAAGACAACAACCUUGUCUUUAGAGCUACAUAAGUUCAACGUACGUUUGCUGCUAGUGGGGAGAUGAG